UGGUGCAAAACAAUUUAAAAGACAUUACAUAAAAUGGAAACAAAUUCCAAAACCAACUUUCUCUUUCAAAUCCUUAUCUUCUCAUACUUUAUCAGCAUUACUGCUGUAAGAGGCCUCAAUGAUAUUGCAAAUUUCUCUUCGUGCAAUGGUUCAAUAGCAGAUUGUGAUGAAGAAUUGGAGAUUUUAAUGCAGUCUGAGAUAAGCAGAAGAAUUCUUGAGAAUAAAAAAUACAUCUCACCAGGGGCUUUGAAAGGAGAUCAGCCAGUAUGCGAAGGUAGUGCCAGCGGCAAGCCGUACACGGGCAACAGUGGUUGUGUUCCUGCCCCGUCGAACACCCCCCGCAGAGAUUGCGAACAAUAUUAUCGCUGUCAAGGUUAAUUAUGAAUGAUACAUACGAACUUGGUGAAGCUAUUUUAUAGAAGUUCAUUGAUAUCCGGGAUAAAUGUACUUGAACUAACUUAUGUCACACAUCGACACAACGCAUGUAUAAGUAACAUGUAUUUUCGUAUGUGCAUACACGAGUAUGUUUAGUAGUUUUCAUAAUAUCUUUACUUCAAAUAAAUUAAAUUGUAUGUUGUUUCCACUA
Olea europaea var. sylvestris is the source of this 586-nucleotide messenger RNA. Its product is annotated as protein RALF-like 32. The transcript has a single exon. Bases 34 to 378 code for a protein of 114 amino acids. Lineage: Eukaryota; Viridiplantae; Streptophyta; Magnoliopsida; Lamiales; Oleaceae. The record is from RefSeq and is a predicted model, not a curated record.